This is a messenger RNA of Myzus persicae (green peach aphid), 1165 nucleotides long. RefSeq lists its product as uncharacterized. The record is from RefSeq and is a predicted model, not a curated record. Gene Ontology annotation, biological process: regulation of synaptic transmission, cholinergic; positive regulation of voltage-gated potassium channel activity; sleep. Lineage: Eukaryota; Metazoa; Arthropoda; Insecta; Hemiptera; Aphididae. Bases 566 to 1033 code for a protein of 155 amino acids. The transcript has a single exon.
UAAACGAAUUCCACAUAGGAUUUAAUGCUGUAAGAUAAAUUGGCCUGAUGCCAUCUAUUUUUUCAGUCACUCUGUAUUUUGAAUUUGAAAUACAAGGUAUUCCAUUCUCUCCAGUCCACACACCAUGGUGUCGUCAUUCUUGUUUUUCAUUGCUACCAAUACCUACCUACAGAAUCUGAAUUCAUAUGCAAUUAAGAUAUUGCUAUAAUACAUUCUUCCCUUCUUUAAGACUAUAUACAUAAUAUUAUAAUAUGUAUAGUUUUGUUUAUUUUUCAGUCUAGAAUAAAAUAUGUUCUAAAAAGUAAAAAGGUUUUUUCUCCUAGCUUAGAAUACUUGCCAAGUACCUGUUUAUUUACUAUAAACCAAUUGUAAGAAAAGCAUGUACACAUCCUUAUCCUGUAGUCUGUUGUAUGUACCUUACAUUCUUACACAUAAAAUAAUAACAGGUAAAAUAACCUGUUGCAUCGAGAGUUAAAGUGAAAGUAUGCGUAUGGCAUACAAAUCAUAGUACUGUAGUAGGAACAAUCGUUCAAUUUUUGAUCGUCAGUCAUUAACACACUGCACUAUGAACAAUAAGUCGGUUGUCGUAACAAUUUUCUUAGUGUCAAUACUGAUCAACUUUUCUGACAGCGUUGUGAAACGAUGUUUCAGCUGCCGUUCCCGUGGAGAUUUAGGAAGCUGUAAAGAUCGAUUUAAGUACACCAACCUCACGCAGAUCAGCUUAGAAUCCGGUAUUGGAGUGGAAGCUGUGCCUUGUGCUUCGGGAUGGUGUGGGAAAAUAAUUGAGACCCGAAAUUCUGAUGCCAAAGAACAAGAAUUCGAUACGGCAACACAAAGGACGUGUUUGCAGAGGGGACCUUCCGAUGGAGAAGAACGUUGCGAUGACACCAUGUGGGAGUAUAAAAAAGUUUUUAUGUGUUUUUGUCACGGCGAUCUCUGUAACAAUGCACCAACAGCUUCCAAAAGUUAUAACUUCUAUCUUAUUACAUUAACUGUUGGGAUCCCUUAUAUAAUUACUCAGUUGCUCAUUUGAUGGAAAUUUUAACAAUAAAUAAGCGAUUUUCAAAACUAACUUGUAAAAUGUAAAAAAGAAUAUUAUGUGUAAAUAUUGAUGAUUGUACCAAUACCAAUUUUUUAAAAAAUAAAUAAAAAAAAAGUAUUUAAA